Messenger RNA from Salarias fasciatus (jewelled blenny), 1341 nucleotides. RefSeq names its product G-protein coupled receptor 39-like. The transcript is spliced from 4 exons. Gene Ontology annotation, molecular function: G protein-coupled receptor activity. Bases 1 to 1341 code for a protein of 446 amino acids. Lineage: Eukaryota; Metazoa; Chordata; Actinopteri; Blenniiformes; Blenniidae. The record is from RefSeq and is a predicted model, not a curated record. Gene Ontology annotation, biological process: G protein-coupled receptor signaling pathway. Gene Ontology annotation, cellular component: membrane.
AUGAGCGAGGAAGUGGAGAUAGGAGAGGAGAAAGACUGGAGCGAACUCGAACCCAACUACCCUGUCAAGAUCUUCCUGACCGUAUUGUACAGCCUCAUGCUGGUGGCGGGCAUCGUGGGUAAUUCUGUUACUAUUAGAGUCACGCAGUUGCUGAGGCGUAACGGUUACCUGCAGAAGAACGUGACCGACCACAUGGUGAGCCUUGCCUGCUCGGACCUGUUGGUGCUCCUCAUCGGGAUGCCGGUGGAGCUCUACAGUGCCAUCUGGUUCCCCUUCACGUCGGCAUCCGGCAACGUUUCCUGCAAGGUCUACAACUUUCUGUUCGAGGCCUGCAGCUACGCCACCAUCCUCAACAUAGCCACGCUUAGCUUUGAGCGCUACAUUGCCAUCUGUCACCCGUUCCACUUUAAAGCGUUCCGAGGGCGGCGAACCUCGGCCCUCAUCACCUUCGCCUGGCUGGUGUCCUUCCUGGUGGCUCUGCCGCUGCUGAUCGCCACGGGGACGGAGGGGCACGUCCCCCUCCGGCAGGACACCCCCGUCCAGAAUCUGACCUUCUGCACCAACCUGAGGGAGCGCUGGGUGAUGUACAGGGUCAGCAUCUUCAUGGCGUUCAUCCUCUACUUGGUCGUGCUGGUGUGCGUGGGCUUCAUGUGCCAGGGCAUGAUCCUGGUGCUGCGGAAGUCGAUGGGGCCCAAAGACGGGGAGGACAGCGACACUCAGACAUCAUCCAAGCAUGAAAGUGAAAGGGUGAAGACAGCCAAGAAGCAGACCAUCAUAUUUCUGGGCCUCAUCGUGGGAUCCAUGAUGGUUUGCUGGCUUCCCAACCAGAUCCGCCGCCUGAUGAUGGCCGCCGUGCCCAAGUCUGACUGGACCAUCUUCUACUUCCGGAGCUACGUCACGCUGCACCCGGUGGCCGACACCUUCUUCUACCUGAGCUCAGUGCUCAACCCGCUGCUCUACAACGUGUCGUCCAGGCAGUUCAGGGAGGUGUUCGUGCAGGUGCUGCGCUGCCGCCUGACCAUUGAGCACGUCAACAGGCGCAGCAUGCCCAAGUCGCGCGCCGCCUCGAGCCGCUCGGCCCAGCCCUUGCUGCUGAGGUCGCUGUGGCGCGGCAGGGCGGGCCGUGACACCACCCUGCAGGAGAAACCCCCGCCGACCUUCACCACGUUCCAGCAGCAGACUGACUCUGGGGUGGAUUCAGCCACUCGCAUAUCUCUGAGUCCGGUGGAGGAUUCACAAGACACAGCGGGCAUAAACAUGCCGCCAGAAUCCUCUCGCCAGAGUUGCAGGAUUUUGUUUGCGACUUUUCAGAAAAAGAGCAAACCACAGAAUAAGACCUAG